GGAGUUUGUGAAGCCAACAGCAGCACCAUGUUCUACGGCUCUUCCUCUGGGGCCAGUAUGUCCCUACCAUCCAAGAGCCGCCUGAAACGCCAGAGCAGGACCUUCACACAGGUCCUGUACCGUACUCUGAGUUACAGAGACCGGGUCCCAGUAGAAACCGGGACAAACACUCGCGGGGACCGGCGCUCGACGACCGAGCCCCCGGAGCGGCCGGCGGACGACCCGGCCGAGCUCUCCACGCAGAGCUCGGCCCCCGGGGUGCUGAAGAUCUUCGGAGACGAGAUCUGCGCCGGUGCCAACUACAAGAGCAUCCUGGCCACCCCGCGCUCCAGCGCGCAGGAGCUGGUCAAGGAGGCCCUGGAGCGCUACUCUCUGAACAAGAGCGCGGCGCACUCCUACGUCCUGUGCGACGUGAUCGGCCGCUUGGAGGGGGGAGGAGGAGGCGGAGGAGAAGGGGGGUGGCGGACUGAAUGCUUGCGCGCGAUGGGGGACAACGAAAAGCCUCUGCUGCUGCAAGAGCUGUGGAAACCCCGAGAAGGACACGCUCGCCGAUUCGAGCUGCGCCGGAGAGCAGAGGUGGAGGAAUACAACGCCAAGGAGAAGGACACCAUCACUGCUGGGCCCAAAGCCUCCCAAUUCCUGGCGGCUCUAAUGGGUCGGUCCGGGCUGGGCAAACACAGGAGCUCCCCCCUGCGCUGUGGUCGAGUGGUACAGUCCAGCUCUAAAGAUAUUAAUGCUCAGGCGCGUAAGCUCCAGAGGAACAGGGCGAAGGGGACGCUGACCCUGCCCCGACCCAGCAACUCGCCCUUCUGCCGCAGCCUCAGCGAGACCAGCCUCAACCAGCUGGGAGUGGGAGAUGAGCCCAAGCGGUAUUACUCCACCCUGCCGGGGCCCUUAAGGGGUCGGGAACGCGACGCGGCCUCCAGCGGCCGGAGGAAAGAAGAGGGGAGGCACUCGCUGUACCAGUCCGCCCACCUCCUGCUGCUGCAGGGAUACAACCAGCAGGACUGUCUGGUGCACCUGCUGAACAGAGAGCAGCACACCGUCGGCCAGGAGACUCCGUCGGCGCGCCCCAACAUCUGCCUCUUCGCUCCCGACAUCCUGCCCCUCCACUGCCGCCUGCGCCGUGUCCCCGGGCCCCGUCGCCAUGCCAACAACAAGAACCACCACCACCACAAGGGAGAGGAGCCGGGGGAGAGCCAGCGGUGCUGCGUCGCCGUCGAGCCGGUGCUCCACGCCACGGUCCUGGUGAACUUUUCCCGCUGCGAGCGCUCCACCACGCUGCGGCACGGCGACCUGCUCUCCUUCGGCGCGCACUACAUCUUCCUGUACAAGGACCCCGCGGGCGCCAAGCCCUUGCCCGCUCAGACCUUGGCGCGCCUUCGCUCCCUCGGGCAGCUCUACGAUGCCGCGGAGGAGGGGGAGGGGGGCGCCGCUCAGACCUGUAAGGCGUGCGGCUCCGUGUUGAAGGACAGAGCGGCGCAGGUGUCCAGUGUUCCCGCGGUCAGACGCAGCUUCAAGCCUCACCUGGCGAAACCCCGCAGCGGGGGGGCGGCAGCGGGAGCGCCCCACGUUGUGUCCGGAGGGGAAGGAGGAAGAGGAGGGGAAGGAGGAAGAGGAGGGGAAGGAGGAAAAGGAGGGGAAGGAGGAAGAGGAGGAGGAGGAGGAGGGGUAGUGUGUCAGAAAAGACGGCUGCAGCUGGAGUUUGACCCGACUCAUGAAGACCAGCUCUUGAACAGGAUCGUGUCUCUCAUCGAACCUGGAGGAGACGACCAUAAGCUGACGCCGGCCUACCUGCUGUGUCUGUGCAUUCAACACUCGGCCUCGACCUUCCCACCGGGGAGCUUUGGAAAACUGCUGCUUAAGAUUGUCCGACGAAUCCAGACCAUCGCAUGGGAGAAGACAAAGGAGCUGGCUCAGAAGCAAGUUCAGCACCAGGACCCGUCCACCCUGUCUCUGCUCAGUAUCUCCGACUUGAUCCCAGACCUGCAGACCAUCUUCUUCUGGAUGUCCAACUCCAUUGAGAUCCUCUACUUCAUACAGCAAAGGGCACCAGCGUACACACACAGCAUAGAGACACUGCAAGGGUCAAAGGAGUCGCUGCUAUCCGCGACCAUCUCGGCCAACGAGGAGGCGAUGACCAUCUUGGAAGAAGUGAUCAUGUACACUUUCCAGCAAUGUGUCUACUAUAUCACCAAGGCUCUCUAUGUGGUGUUACCAGGUUUGUUGGACUGUAAUCCAUUCCCAGUCGACAGCUCUGAGCCCUGCUGGAAAGGAGGUGUCGGGUUUCCUGAACCUGUGCGCAGGGUGCUGCAGGUGUUCCAGAAUGGCCAGGAGCUUCUGCAGGGCUACCAGGUCCACCCCGAGAUUCAGGCUCAGAUGUUCGCUUACCUCUUCUUCUUCUCCAACGUGUCGCUGUUUAACCAUCUGAUGGACAAAGGUCCAUCUCGGGGUUGGUUCCAGCGCUCCAAGGUGCUGCAGAUCCAGGCGUGUCUGCGGAUGGUCAUGGAGUGGGCCAGCAGGUCCGGUCUGGGACAUCUGGCGGACAAAUUCUUCACCAAACUCAACAGCACUGUGUCCAUACUGGCCACGCCCCCAAAACAGCUCACACAGAUGAGCUGGCGAGCUUUGUCCAGUGAGCACCCGGCUCUGAAGCCGGUGCAGCUGCACAGGAUUCUCACCCAGUACCAGCUCACGGCGGAGAUCGGCCCCGUCCCAACCUGGCAACCCAGCAGCGAGGAUGAAGCGUACAUCUACAGAACAGUGGACCUCCUGGAGAGCUUUGAGAACCACCCUCCCAUAGUGCUGCCCAGCGCUGGCUUCGGAGUGGACCUGGACAGCGAGUGUGUGGAAGACAGCAUCUACCGCCAGCUGCUCUACAUCCGUCACUACCUGUGGGGGCUACGCACCAAGACGCAAGCGCACACCACCACCCCCCCCGUGCACACACACUCCAACGGAACCAACACGGCCGACUGGCCCGACGUUCAGAGGGAGUUGCUGCCUCCGGCCAGCAGCAGCCCCCGCUCUGCGGGUCCUGGGGACGAGGCGACGGCCGAGACGGGAGAGGAGAGGGCCCGGGAGAGGCCCCCGGGCCCGCCGCACACACACAGCCUCCGGAGGAACGGCACCGCGCACCACCCGCGCACCGCCAAUCCAGACCCGUCCUGCCUUCUGACGCCCCCCCACACCCCGCUGUACCCGGACGGAGGAGUCGGGGGCCACGGCGGAGGCCCCAACGCGCAGACCAACGGCUGCACCAGCAGAACUGCGGCAGAAUGCAAAAAGACCAACGAACUCAUCUCCAACGGACUGGAGGGGUGUAUUAGUGGGUGUGAGUUUCCCUUCCCUGUAUCCUCCCCUGGCGCCCCUCCCCUUGCUGAUGACUUGUGUGUGGUGUUUGUAGUGGAGCUGGACAAGGGACCCUACGGACUGGGCAUGGGACUCAUCGACGGCCUGCACACUCCUCUCAACGCCACCGGCAUCUACAUCCGGACUCUGAUCCCCGACGGCCCGGCUGCCUCCGACGGCAGACUGAGGAUCGGAGAUCGCAUCCUGGCCGUGAACGGGACCAGUCUGAUCGGAGCAGACUACCAGAGCGCGGUGGAUCUCAUUCGUCUGGGAGGAGGUCGCCUCCGUUUCCUGGUGGCCAAAUCUGACCCCGACGUCUCGGAGAAGAUCAGCGCCUCCUCCUGCUGAUCGCCUCCCCCCCGAGCGACCGCUGCGUCCGCCACGACCGAGAGGAGAGGUAGGACCGGCGAGACCAAACGCCGUUGCACGAACACACGCAGCAUGAGAUGCGAACGUGAAACCCGCGGCGGCGUCGGCACAAAGCCGAGCAAUCCAACCGGAGACGACGCUCCACGACUCCACAGCUGCCAGAGCGGGAAAAUCGCAGCGAGGAAAAGUUUCCCCAAAUGAAUCGGCGUUUGUCCAAAGCAGCCGGACUGACGGCGGUUUCAAAGCACAGCAGGCCUUCGACUUCCUCUUCGGUCGGAGCAUGUGCGCACUUUGGACUUUCUUCUCCCCCCCCUUCCCCGUGUAUUUCUAGAAAAGUGAAAUGUGUUUAGUAAUCGAGUCGUGAGGUAGCGCGUUACAAAUGUAUUUGCGGACGAACGAGAGGACGCCGGAUGUUUUACACGGUGCUUUUAGAGUGUUGUUUUAUAAUCCGACAGACUGGACAGUUGCGUCUGAAUGUGGACUUUUGUACGUGAGUGGGUGACGGAGGAGGGCGACUCGACACCUCCAGGCCCUGGGCGCUCCCAUUUCACUUUGAGCCUCAUCACUGGACUUUAUACCUCUGCGGGAAGAACCGGAUCAUCACCGCAAACACGCGUCGCUCCAGAGCUUCUGUGUGUACAGAGCUCACUUUUAGUUGUGAAUAUGUGCUCUACGUCUCUGGUUCUGGAGGUGGUAAUAGUAGUUUGUAAAAUAUGAAACACGUGGUCACAUAUUGUUUUGACAUUCAAAAGAGAAACUGAGAAUUUGGUUGUUAAUCCAUUGGUCACUAAACAAGAGAAAUAGCCAGUAUUUUCUGGAAUGACAGAAAUAUAGUUCUGGAUUCUUUUUCUAAAUGUUUUGAAUGUAUUUAAGUUCUAUGAACAGGAAUGAAACUGUUGCUGCUCACAGGUUGUUAGCUACACCCGUAUUACAAAAAAAGCUCUUUGUUGCUUGUGGUGUCGAGCCGAAGUCAUUUUCUUUGCCGUGAGAACAAAACCGGAUUAUUUCACCACAAGUGUAUUAGGAUCGAGGCAGAAAUCUCAGAAGCAUAUCAAAACCAAAAGUAUCAGCAGACUUAACACGUUUUUGGCUGCACUGACACUUUUGAGAGUUCCAGCUCGAACAAUACCAGGUCACCUUUUUAUAAAGUGCACAGCGAGGGUCACUCCAGAAAAAGAAUGCCAUGAUUAGUCAGUUUUAUGCUGCCUGGCCUUCCGCUCUGGACCUCCGUGGGGAGCGCUGACCCCCUGCAGAACGAGGGGGCGGAGCUGAAGCUGAGAGCGACUGCAACGACAGAUACUUUCAGUAUUGAUUAUUCUUCCAGUUAAUCAUUAAGUCUGUCGUGUCAAAAAAUGCUUUAGAAGAAUUCACGGCUUGUUUUGUCCGUCCAAAAGGUCAAAAAACAAGAUUAGUUUUACAAGUAUUUACAUAAAGAAAAGUAUUCAAACCCAAAUAGUAUAUUUGAGUGUUAAACAAGCUAAUUGUUUCUGAAUGAUCAAAACUAAUAAUUUCAACUCUAAAUGUUGCCGUUUGGUUUGCCUGUUUUUAUUUAUUGUGACUGAUUCUCCAUCAGCGUUGUUUUGAUUCAGUUCAUUGUUUUGCAGUAACAGAAUUUUAUUUUUGUGCAUUUUAAAAGUGUGUACUACAACGAUGUCAUGCAUGUCCAUUCUUCCGAUCAUCAUUUCUACUGUUGUGACAAUGACGGUACCUACGAAUAAAGACUGUUGGAUACC
This is a messenger RNA of Pseudoliparis swirei, 5453 nucleotides long. RefSeq names its product Ras association and DIL domains (gene radil). The record is from RefSeq and is a predicted model, not a curated record. Gene Ontology annotation, biological process: substrate adhesion-dependent cell spreading; neural crest cell migration; signal transduction. NCBI's taxonomy places the organism in Eukaryota, Metazoa, Chordata, Actinopteri, Perciformes, Liparidae. Gene Ontology annotation, cellular component: microtubule. Gene Ontology annotation, molecular function: GTPase binding.